AGAGAAUGGUUUUCUAGAGCAAUUCAAGAAUAUUUUCGACAGUGUCCGGCUAGAUGAUGGAUUCCAGGUGUUUCAGACAGGAUGGGACAUUCGUGGAGUUCCCUCCGCAGUCAACAGGAGUGUACUUCUAGAUGCAUUCAAAGAUGGAGACCACAUGAGUUUCUGGGGCUCCGACCAGAACACAAUCCUUCUCACAGAUACAUGUUAUAACCGUGGCUACAUGACAAACUCCAACUGCAAAUACAGUGGCGAUUGUGACAAGUUAUCCAAGCUUGAUAAUACAGACUACAAUUCUAUGUAUUCUGUGCUGCCCAACAAAUGGCCAACGGCCACGUUUGUGCCUCUUGUCCUAGCUGCCACAGUAAUGCCGUGUGUUUGGCUAGUGGAUGUCAGUGCAAGUCUGGCUUUUCUGGCAAUGGACAAGUUUGUACAGAUAUCAACGAAUGUGGGGCUACUCCAAGCCAUGAAAAUGCCACGUGCACGAACUUCGCGGGGGGCUUCAAUUGCUCCUGCAAGGCAGGAUAUAAAGGAGAUGGACAGCAGCUUUGUUUGCUAGCUGGAUGUUCAAAUGUGAUUUUAAUGCAAAAUGCGUCGGUGAUACCAGUUGUGUAUGUAAAGCUGGAUACACUGGCUCUGGGGAAGUGUGCACAGAUAUUGACGAAUGCGCGGUAGGGACUUCCACAUGUGACUCAAAUGCCGUCUGUUCGAACACUGCUGGGGGGUACACAUGCGCCUGUAAGGAUGAAUACACAGAAAAUGGACAAUCCUGCUCAGGUCGGAAUUUCCACAUCCGAUUGUACUACUGUCAACUUGCGUCUUCAAGCGAGACUUCAUCCAUCAACAAUCUAGUUAUGCUCAACGCCAUGUUGCUGUGUUUCUGGAGAAUGUGAUUCACUGAGGAGAGCCUAACGAAGCCAUGACAUUUAAUAAGGGUUAUUCAAAUGAUAAGGUUUUUAAUACUUGUAAUAUGUUCUAAAGAUCUCCCCAACUUGCCGCUAGGCAACAACAAAACUGCACAAAUCCAUUGACGAACGUCGAUAAAAUUCUUCCUUACUCAGGAUUUUCAAGUCAUUUUUAUACAGAUGUAUUUAUGCCUUUUUAUCGUUAUUAUUUAUUUUAAACUCGAAUAUAAAAUAAUUUGAAAAAUCUUAAAUGUUUUGUAAUAUGAUAACUGACGCAUCGUAUAGUUAUUUCAUUCUCUUCUUUUAUCAUUAAAAUUAUUUUACCAUGCA
Messenger RNA from Nematostella vectensis (starlet sea anemone), 1232 nucleotides. RefSeq names its product pro-epidermal growth factor. The coding region runs from base 319 to 672 and encodes 117 amino acids. The transcript is spliced from 7 exons. NCBI's taxonomy places the organism in Eukaryota, Metazoa, Cnidaria, Anthozoa, Actiniaria, Edwardsiidae. Gene Ontology annotation, molecular function: calcium ion binding. The record is from RefSeq and is a predicted model, not a curated record.